Molecule: messenger RNA, 189 nt
Organism: Clunio marinus
Lineage: Eukaryota; Metazoa; Arthropoda; Insecta; Diptera; Chironomidae
Source: the annotation of a GenBank genome assembly
AUGGUAGUGUCAGUUUCCCACAUUGCUUCAAUAGACAUCGUGACCAUAGUCGACAUCAACGAUGUCAAGAUUGAAGACAACAAGCUACUUUUAUAUAUGCUUCUCCCUGCAAUUUGUCCAUCAAUCUUCAUCAUUAAGCGAGUGUUGCGUUGGUGGAAUGAAAUGAUGAAUGAGAUGAGUCGUGUUUAA